Molecule: messenger RNA, 873 nt
Organism: Rubroshorea leprosula
Lineage: Eukaryota; Viridiplantae; Streptophyta; Magnoliopsida; Malvales; Dipterocarpaceae
Source: the annotation of a GenBank genome assembly
ACCUGUGGCUACUCCUUAGCAAAGACAGGGACGGGGGCAAGCUAAGCCGGUGUAGAUGCCUACAGAUGGGACGAAGAUCCCAUUAGAGCUAGAUGAGUAUGGAGGUUUGCCUCAACAGGUCAAACGACAGAUUGUGGUCCAGUUGCGGGAGAAUCUCCCAGAUGCUUACACAUCAUGGGGACAGAUUGUAGAGGAUUUAUGGAGGAUGACAGCAAAGAUCAAGUUCAAGCAUGCACUUAGUGAGUUGAAAGCUAAGUGUGCAAGGAGAAACUUUCAAGUUAAGCCUUUAAAGUUAUGGGCGAGGUUUGUUUAUUUAUGGAUUGAGGACGAGGGUCAUUUGAAAAAGUCAAGUUCUGCAAAGGCUAAUCGAGCAAAUGGACUGAGGGUGACGUAUACUAGCGGUUCAAUGGACGUUAAUGUUUAUAGAAAGAAAAUGCAACAAGCAAACCCCGAGGGUCAUCUACUGACGUUUCCUGAGAUCUACACCAGUAGAAGGCAGCACAAAGGAAAAGGAAAAGACCAGCUACCUGUAUAUUGUAAUGAUGAGGCUCAAGAAAUUGGAGAAAAAUUGACAGCUGAAUAUGCUGCUAGGCAAGAGGAAGAAGGAUUUGACCCUACAAUAACUCAUGGUGAGUUAUUACUUAGGGCGACUGGUGGGAUUAAGAAAGGAUGGCUGAAAGGUUUGGAUAUUCACACACAUCCACAGGAUAUAGGUGUGAGCACAUCCAGAUGAGAACCAUUUAUGCCACCUAUCAUAGGACAGUCUAAUAGGGUUAUCGAAUUAGAGCAGAUUAUUGAAUCAUUGAAGGCAGAUAAUAGUAGCCUUCGAUAAUCACAGAUGACCCUUAUAGCAAAUAAUGAGAGCCUACGACA